AUGGCCGGCUGCGGAGGUGGCCUGUACGCCGUGCUCGGCGUCUCCAGCGACUGCUCCGACGCGGAGCCUACAGGAAGCUCGCCAUGGUCCGUCGCCUCCACUCAUUUCCAUUCCAUUCCAUAUCUGCUCUGCUAUUCUACGCUCUGUUUUUAUUUUGGAACGGAGGGAGAAUGGCACCCUGACAAGUGCGCCAGCGGCAGCUCCGGGUCCGGGGGCGCGGAGGCCGCCAAGGCCAGGUUCCACAAGAUCCAGGCAGCCUACGCAGUUCUGUCGGACCCCAACAAGCGUAUCCUCUACGACGUCGGAGCCUACGACAGCGACGCCGACGAUGAGGGUGCAGGAGACAUACUGGGAGACAUCCUGGAGGCCAUGAACCACACACCCCCACACGAAGACGGCGAGGGCGAGAGCUUGUUGGAUCUGCACAAGCAGUUCGAGGAGCUCUUCCUCAAGCCCGACGCCUACUCCUCCAAGUCGCCGCCGCCCUCCUCCUCCUCCUCCUCCUCCUCCAAUACAAGGGCCGCCGGCAGGAAGUAGGCUCCCAAGAUGAAUGAAUCAUCUUCAUACGUGCAAGAUCAUUGUCUUGUGUUGCCUAGCUAGCUAAACUCACAAAACUCACCCAGAUGAUAAGUUGCUAGCCAUCCACGGAGAAACAACGAAAUCACCCAAAUUAAUGUUGAAUGUUCAGCUAGCAUGUAGAUGUAGUAUAGCCUAGUCACUAAAUGAAGAAUUUAUUUAGGCCUAGUCAUCCUCACCUGCCUAGUGGCAUGCGGAUGAGACCUGUCGCCAUCGCGUGGAAUUUUCCACCUUGUGAUUGUGAUUUGUACGACUACUAUGCGUGAAUUCAAUAUCAUAUGUGACAUCUUUUCAAAAGAAUA
Messenger RNA from Triticum dicoccoides, 878 nucleotides. RefSeq lists its product as uncharacterized. The transcript has 5 exons. The coding region runs from base 1 to 537 and encodes 178 amino acids. NCBI's taxonomy places the organism in Eukaryota, Viridiplantae, Streptophyta, Magnoliopsida, Poales, Poaceae. The record is from RefSeq and is a predicted model, not a curated record.